Molecule: messenger RNA, 2051 nt
Organism: Dermacentor silvarum
Lineage: Eukaryota; Metazoa; Arthropoda; Arachnida; Ixodida; Ixodidae
Product: fidgetin-like protein 1
Exons: 15
Coding region: 137-1963 (608 amino acids)
Molecular function (GO): ATP hydrolysis activity; ATP binding; microtubule severing ATPase activity
Source: RefSeq, a predicted model, not a curated record
GCGCUUUCUGGAUGCGGCUGCUAGGCUGCUAGCCUGAAAGUUCGUGUUUACCGGAUAUUACUUUGAGCGCAAUCGGUGUCUCCGCAAUGGUUUCGUGUUCUUCUAUAGAAAUCUUUAUGCGAUUGUGAUUUGACAUAUGGACAUGAACGGUGCCGACUCUUACGCGAAGAACGAUGAAAGCGACGCGCAGUCAUUUGCGUUCAAGUUGCAGCUGAUGAACAUCGGCGAGUUUGGUAGUGAGGAGUUAUCCCUUGAUGCUGUCCGGAAACUUCACCGUCAAGUGCAGUACGCCAGAGUGCCCGGCGUUAUUUCUGCACCUUGUGAGAGCUUGCUGUUGAAUCAUUUUGCUGAGAAAGGAAACAGCCAUGUGGACAGCUUGGAUGGCCUCAACAACUUCUCGAGUGCUGUUACCCACUCUGCACAGACCUCAAAAAACUAUGCUGACCAGUGGCACUCGCAGCUUGUGAAUUUAAGUGAUGAGGAGCUUUUAGGAUUCCUGCCCCACAGCCUCAGCAAUGACCAACCUGGAAGGGGUGAUGCCAGAGAUGAAUAUGAAGUAUUUAUCGAAAUGAUGAACCGAAAGCCCCUUGCACCGAAAAGGUCAGGCAGCAUGCUGGGCAGGUGCGAGCCUUCCAGACCUUUGAGAGAAGUGCAAGCGGUCAACACAGCGGAGUUGCCACUGAGAAACAAACCGUUGAAUGGCACAGCUCCAUUUUCAAAUUUUUCUGCUGAAAGUUCCGGACGAAAUGUCGGGGAAUCUCGGUACAAGAGCAGUGUUCAUCAGGAGGGAAAACCAAGCCCACGAGGAAGCGUGCCAUCCAGUGUUCCCACCUUUCUCACAGCCAGGGAGCAAUUGCAAUUUGAGCAGCAGCAGAAGACCAAUGGAGGGCCGGCUCGUAGUUGUAGCACUAAAACCCUGGGAGGAAAGAGAACCCUGACCAGCAAAUUUGUGCAGCCCUUGCUCCGAUCAAAUGGAAACAAUGCCGCUAGCUCUCCUAGUGCAUCCAGCGUUGAGAACGGCACCGGUUUGGAGGAGUGUGAGGCACUUAAAAAUAUAGACGCUAAGCUGAUUGAGCUCGUCAAAAGUGAGAUAAUGGACAAUGGCCCAGGUGUUCACUGGGAUGAUAUAGCAGGACUGGAGUUCGCCAAGCAGAGUGUCAAGGAAAUGGUGGUUUGGCCAAUGUUGAGACCUGACAUCUUCACAGGUCUGAGGCAGCCUCCCAAGGGACUGCUUCUGUUUGGCCCUCCGGGCACCGGAAAGACACUGAUAGGAAAAUGUAUUGCCUCCCAGGCCGGAGCAACAUUCUUCUGCAUAAGUGCCUCUUCCCUGACAUCAAAAUGGGUUGGGGAAGGAGAGAAGAUGGUGCGAGCACUGUUUGCCGUAGCAAGGAGUUGCCAGCCCGCUGUAGUAUUCAUAGACGAGAUUGACUCCCUUCUCUCACAACGCUCUGAAACAGAGCACGAGUCCUCGCGGCGCAUCAAGACGGAGUUCCUCGUGCAGUUGGAUGGAGCCAGUACGAAAGGAGAUGAGCGGCUUCUCAUCGUGGGGGCCACAAACAGGCCUAAGGAGCUUGACGAGGCAGCCAGGCGGCGCCUGGCAAAGCGUUUGUACAUUCCUCUGCCCGAAAAAGCAGCCCGGCGGCAGAUGGUGUGUCGCCUCCUGGCUCAGGUGAAGCACUGCCUCAGUGACGAGGACACUGACACCGUGGCAUCGCUGACCCAGGGCUAUUCAGGGGCAGACAUGGCCCAGCUCUGCAAGGAGGCUGCCUUGGGGCCCAUCCGGAGCCUCAGCUUCGAGACCCUUCAGCACAUCACAGAACAGCAGGUUCGUCCAGUGGCAUUCAAAGACUUUGAAGAAGCGCUGUGUCAAGUGAGAGCUAGCGUGUCCCAAGACGACCUCCACGGUUACGUCGAGUGGAACUCAAUGUACGGCAGCACACCAGCAGUUCCAGUGACCGACUAGACUGUGUGCACAAGUGACAUCAGUUAUUUUAAGUUGGCAAUUGUUUUUGUCUGUACAUAAAUAUAUACAAAUAAAGACAGGAUGUUCC